UGUUUUUCUUAUUACAUACGUAAUGACAGUACCUAUAGGCUUCUAAAAUUUCUAAUUUUUUUGAUUUUACAGCUGAAAUACAAUUUUAUGCAUCGUGAGGACAAUUAAUUGUGCAAAAGCUUUGUGACUCGCGACCCUUGCUGUGGAUUGAUUUCAAAAUGGCGUCAAGCGCGUUCCUUGCUAGAAUGCGUCAUUUAUAGAAGCGCUGCAUGUGUAUUUCUACAAUGGUUUAAAAAUAGAGGACUUUCGGUUGCAUGGAUUACAAUGAAAAAUGUCGAAUACAGUGAUAACGAACUACACGGACCUAAAUGGGCCUUCCACGAAGGCUGAUAGUUCUGUUGUUGUUAUUGUAAACAAGGAUGGAUCUCUUUCUGUGGAUCAAAACUUACUUGGAACGUUAAUGGGAACUGAUGGAUCACAAGCUGCUGGAAUAAGUGUAGUUCGAGUGGGUCAUGAAGGCAAGCCUGACGAUGCCACUGAUUCUGAGGGAGAGGAUGACAAAAUACCACACGUAACACUUUCAGUUGACAGUUAUUACGAUGAGCCUAAUAGCAUCAUAAAGUAUGAUAGUGGAGCUGAAAUGUUACAAUCAUUGAGAAUUGAAACGAGAGAGAAUAGUCUGAUUGGGUUUCAUAAUGAUCAUUGUUACACAUCUCUCACAUCUCCGAGCCAGUCUCUUCCACAGAGAACUGACAGCUUUGCCGGCUAUGAUGAUCCUGUUAUUGAGAUCACACACACUCCACCUCCAAAACCAGUCCCAAGUGCAAAGAAAAUCACAAUAUUGGAACAACAAAUCAUACCCAAAGGCAGAAAAAUUGCUAUAAAUCCUCAGGAAGGUAUUGUCUUGAAGGGGAAUGAUGUAUUAACAAAACCAUUGCCAGUCUUGACUAAAUCAAAAUAUGCCACUGAACCGGAAAAGAGUACAUCAAGUCAACCUAAAAGUGAGGAAGAAACUGAGUCAUCAUCGGCAAGCUCUUCUGCCAGUGCAAUUUCUGACAGAGACUCUGAUUCAGACUAUAAAGAUACAAAAGACAGGUCGGGACCUCCCAAGUUGCGUAAAACAAAAUUAAAACCUCGAAUUCUAAAGAGUGCUCAGGCCACUAAAGCCAAAGUUAGCCCUAAAGUGGCUGCCAGAUUGAAGUCUAACAAAAGUCUAAUCAAACGAGAAAUUAAAGAAAAAAUCAUCAGUAAAAAUGUACCAGAAAAGAAGCAAAUUUUGUCAGAUACUGUAUUACAGAAGGAGAGCCCUGUUGCCGUACCAAGAGUCAACCUUAGUGGGCACGAACUCAGCAGAGUUGUAGUAAAACCAUCUUUGAAACCGAUCAAAAAGGAAAAGAAAACACCUGCUCACGUUUCCGCCUUACUGACUGACAUGACGUCACUGUUCUCCACACCUGAUGUGAUUAGGAGAGUUUCAACUGAUAAUAAACCACCUACUAUAGGUGAGAAGGAACAAGUCGUCGGCGUCAAGAAACCGGACCCCGCUAAACCACAGGAGGGAGAGGAGAAGCCAUCGGACGUGGUCAGAACUCUCGGAGCCAUAGAUAAAACCAAAAGUGUCGUUCCACAGAAAACAUACUCCAAACAGAAAGACAAGACGAUCAAUCCUUCCGAUAAAGUAUCGAAAGGCUACGAUCUCAUUCCACAAAUCGAUGAUGCCAGUCUGGCGCAGAUAUUCCAAGACACUCCCGUUACAACUUUAAAUAAAACUCAGCCCACUAUUUCAACAAUUCACACCAUGAACAGCCCAAGUCUAGCCGGCCCGCUAUCUCCCACUCUAGACCUCCUGGGGGCCCUGCCGUCCGAGGAGGAAGGUCUGAGCGAGGACUUCCUGAUGCAGGUGGCCCAGCUGGUGGAGCGUUCGGAGAACCUCCAGGAGGUCCUGGACAAACAGGUCCUCGGCAAAGCGGACGCGGGCCCGGCCCCCGCGGGGGCGCCGGCGCCCGGCCGACCCCCGACGCCCCAGACGCCCGCAUCGAGGAGUCUUCUAUACCGGCAGACGCCACCGAAAGCGGCGAAAACCCUGCCGCCGCAAAAGAAUCCGAUCGAGAUAGUGAGACGCGACGGUCGCGUUAUCACAUUGCCGCCGAUAGAGGCGCCCGCCACGAGGUCAUCGAAACGGAAGAGUCAGCUGACGGGCCUGGAGCCCUCGCCGGCGCCCGCCGCCGCGCCGCCGCCGCCCGCGCCCGCGCCGCCCGCGCCGCCGCCGGCCGCGCCCGAGCCGGCGCCGGCGCACACCUCCAAGGCCUACGUCAACAAGAAACUGCCACCUAAGAGACCGGAGCCGGCCGCGCCGCCGCCCGUCGUUCCUGACAAAAUAUUUACGGAAUCUCAGGAGAGCUGGAACUCGGAAGAUGAUCCUUAUAGAUUGUGGUGUAUAUGUAAACAGCCCCACAACAAUCGCUUCAUGAUAUGUUGCGACAGCUGCGAGGACUGGUUCCACGGCAAGUGUGUUAACAUUACCAAAGCGAUGGGCCAGCAGAUGGAGGAGGAUGGCAUCGAAUGGCGAUGUCCCAACUGUGUGAAAAAGACGAAACAUACUCCUAAAACUAUCACAAAUAAAAUGACAAUUCAAAAGAAGCAAGAAGUUGAUACUGAUCAAUCACCACCCCUUCUGGUGUCGCCACCUGCGAGCAAAGUCGUGUCGUCAAAGACGAGUUGCAUCGUUUGUAAGAAGCCAGCCCGCCCCAGCAGCAUUUACUGCAGCGACGCGUGUAUCCUGAAACACGCGCAAGACUCGUUGGGAAAUCAUACACCAGGGAAAUCAGAUGGGGACAGAGAUCAUGAUAAAACAAAAUCAGAUUCCAGAGUAAUUGUGUAUGAAAGAAAGUCUGGCAGAGUACUCGCUGGACCGAAUGCUCCUACACCUGAAAACUUGAAAAUUUGGCUACAAAAGAAUCCUACUUUUGAAGUCGUACGGCCUGGGACUCUCAGUGCUAUUAAACCGAAUGUAAUGAAGAAGAAAGCAGCAGCAUCAGCAACAAAGGAACCAAGCAAGAUACAAACAACACUUAAUUUUGAACGAAUUCCGAAGAAACCAGGGCUGCAAACUCCUAAAGAACUCAAAGUGAUUUCUCCUAAACUAAUGUACGCAAGAGACGAGCCGAGAACUCUGACGUCACCGAAAACUCCAGUGACGCCGAAAUCACAGCAGCCGCAAUUCCCUGACACCCCAAGAGCCAGUACUUCGGGCCUACGAACUAUGGCGGAACCCAGAAAACUCGUUCGCACCGCUAACCGGUCAGCCAGCGAAAAACCAACUAAGGCACCAUCAGUCUCGCCGGCCGCAGCGCGCAAAAAGGACACGCCGCCCGACACUAAAAACAAAAUGAAGUCCGCGGAGCCAAUCCGGGACAACGUGAGGAAAGCCCUGCAAGAACAAAUGACUGUCCGCAUGGCCGAGUGCACCGGACCCAAGUUCAGUGAAGACGAGAUAAAACUGUUCGCGUACGACACAGAGUUGGAGCUGCACGAGUUGUUCCGGGACGUCGGCAUGAAGUAUAAGGCGAAGUACAGGUCGCUAAUGUUUAACAUCAAGGAUCGGAAAAAUCUUUCGCUGUGGCAGAAAAUCUGUGAUAAAACUAUAACACCUAAACAAUUGGUACGAUUGUCGCCGGAGGAAUUAGCUAGUCAGGAGUUAGCACAAUGGAGAGACAAGGAAGCUAAAUAUCAGUUGGAGUUAAUAAAGAAAUCUGAACUGGAUUUGUUAGCUGCCAGUAAAACAUAUGUUCUUAAGACACAUAAGGGUGAAGAGGUAAUGGAGACAAAAGAAUCUGUUUCUACCGAGUUAGACCCGAACGUGCCAGUAGAAGAUUUGGUCUCAGCUCUGAAUGACUCUACAGCAACUGAGGAACCUUCAAAAGACAACUCCUCUGAAACCACCGAAAGUCCGGUGAAACCCAAUUCUAAUAAAAAGCAUAGUAGUAAGAAAAGCGCAAAAGAUUCUUCCCAUUCCAAAAAAAGUAGUCGAGAAUCAAAACGAGACUCGGAAAGCAGAAAAUCCCGAUCGUCAAGAAGAAAGUCGGACGGGAAAGAUAAAGAUGAAAGACAUACACGAAGAUCGGAAAAGAGGACGAGAGCCGCCUCUAAAGAUAAGUCGAGGCGAGACUCUUCGAAAGAGAAAGACACCGAGCGCAGUAGGCGAAGAUCGCGGUCGAGAACUAAGUUGAAAAAGCGGUCGAAGUCUCGAGAACAUUCCAGGUCGGUCUCCCAGAGUCGGGACGUGUCGCGCUCGCGCCACUCGCGCCGCUCCAAGUCCAAGGAGCCCUCGCGGCGCCGGAACACCUCGCGGUCCAAGCAUAGGAGCAGCACCGAAGACAAGGCCAAACAUCGCUCUAGAUCUCAAGAAGUGGUUUACACUAAGAGCAAAAAUGAAUCUACUGAUUCCGAUUCAUUGGAGAGGCCAAAGUCUGCGAUGCUGAAGGAAGCGCAUCCCGAAUAUGACCCACACGAACCCAUGAUCACGUCCGCGUUCUCCGAAGAGGAUCUCAGGAAAUCGAGGGACGACGUGUAUGAAGAUAGCUAUAACAAGAUUGAGAUCGGAGAUUACGGAGACACGGAUUACGACCCGACGAAAACUUUCGCGGCGGAUGCUAGUUUAUUGCCCGGUACCACUUUCGCCUCACCAAAACCUAGUUCUGAAAAACUGGAGAAAGUUGCAGAGGCGGAGAGCGACCAGGAGCCCAGCAGCACGGUGGAGCACUCGUCGGCGCCGGUGUGGAACGGCUGCAUCAACAUGGUGGACGUGGCGCGGUUCUACGUCGCCGCACACGAGGUAUCCGGUACAGCCGCGGAUAUAGAGGAAGAUCUCAGCACGGAAUUGGAUAUCGUGGGGAGGAUAAAUCCCGACACGGUGUGGGACUACAUCAGCAAGAUGAAGAGAGCUAGCAAUAAAGACAUUAUCAUAUUAAAGUUGCAGGCUGCGAACGACGAAGAAAAAAUGCAGUAUAUAGCUCUAUACAGCUAUCUCAGUAGUAGGAAUAGGCUGGGCGUGGUGCGCGUGCUGAACACGACGCUGGUGAAGGACUUCUACAUCGUGCCGCUGCCGGCGCACACGGCGCUGCCGGGCGUGCUGCUGCCGCUGGACGGGCCGGGGCUGGGCGAGGCGCGCACGCACCUGCUGGUCGCCAUCGUCAUCCGCCAGCGCAACAAGCGCGCCGCCGCGCUGCCGCCACAGCCGCCGCUGCCCGCCAAGCAAGUCCGGCGUUCGUCCCGCAAGCGGUCGUACACGCCGCCGGUGGCGGCGGCGGGCGCGUCGUACACGCCGCCCGCGUCGCCGCGCCGCCGCGCGCUGCCGCUGCCCGCCGCAUACACCUCGCCCAAGCUCUCCACCUCGGUCAAGGACAAGAUAGCCGCCACACUAGCGUCAGCGGACGACGACGAGGCGUACAGCCCCGGCUCGUCCACCAGCAGCGGCAGCGCGCCGUCGUCGCUGCGCUGUAAGAUGGACGAGCUCAACCGGCAGAUCGAGGAGCAGAAGCAGCAGAUACGGAAGAUGACGCAGGCGGACUCCUCCGCCGCGGGCGAGGACGAGGCGUACUCGCCGUCGCGGCCGAUGACGCCGCCGGACGCGGGCGCGGGCGCGGGCGUGGUGCCGCUGGCCGACAUCGCGCUGCCGUCUAACCUGCAGGAGAUCCUCGCCACCAUCAAGCAGCGCUCCGAGCCCGCCGCCGACGUCGACAUGCGACUGCCCCAACAACUGCCUUAA
Cydia amplana is the source of this 5707-nucleotide messenger RNA. It is a transcript of the gene pps, whose product is annotated as protein piccolo. Gene Ontology annotation, biological process: DNA-templated transcription. Gene Ontology annotation, molecular function: protein binding. The transcript is spliced from 17 exons. NCBI's taxonomy places the organism in Eukaryota, Metazoa, Arthropoda, Insecta, Lepidoptera, Tortricidae. The record is from RefSeq and is a predicted model, not a curated record. Bases 272 to 5707 code for a protein of 1811 amino acids.